AUGUUUAUUUUAAUAUGUAUAUUAGUCUUAACUUAUUCCAUCCAAUUACCAAUCGAAGAACCUGAGAAUAUAGAAGUAUUAGAACUGGGUUCUAGUGAUCAAUUCCAGGAGCAGCAGUUAAGAAAAGUUCAGAACAAUUAAUAAGUGUUUUUAUUAGAAAUAGCAAAUUAUUUAGAAGGAACCACUAUUAAUAAUUUAUUAGGUAAUAUUACCCAAUCACCAUAGGUUUACAAAGCAAAGAUAAUCAAUCUAAGAGAAUUAUAAUAGCAACAAUACUCUCAAUCAUGCUAAUCGUCAUUUUUUGUGUUGUAAUACAAUUAAUAUUGGACAUGUCUAAAAAAUGUAGAAUCAAGUUGAGUAGAGAAAGCACUUCGUUGCCAAUUUCAUGA
Paramecium octaurelia is the source of this 389-nucleotide messenger RNA. NCBI's taxonomy places the organism in Eukaryota, Ciliophora, Oligohymenophorea, Peniculida, Parameciidae. The record is from the annotation of a GenBank genome assembly.